Molecule: messenger RNA, 976 nt
Organism: Zingiber officinale
Lineage: Eukaryota; Viridiplantae; Streptophyta; Magnoliopsida; Zingiberales; Zingiberaceae
Exons: 3
Coding region: 110-493 (127 amino acids)
Source: RefSeq, a predicted model, not a curated record
AUAAACCUCAUUUUUUCGGCAUCCUCUUCUCGUCUCGCUUGCUCACUCCGUCGUCCUCAGCUCGCCGCCUGUUCACGAAGGCAGGCGGCUUGUUGGUGCCAGAAGUAUAAUGCCCCUAGUCGCUUGCCGGCCUGCCCAAGCCCUUAUCUUGUCCGGCUUCAAUCACCUCCCGUUGAGAUGCUUCGUCCCUGCCGCACCUGCGCCUCUCCUCCUCCAUCGCCGUCUCCAUCUUCCCAUCCGCACCAGUGCCUACUUCAAUUACCCUCUUCGUUCCGAACAUUCUCGAUGCCUUUUUUUAUUCCCGUCAGCCUCGCCGCGACAUGGCUGCGGACGGUGCAGUCGAAGUUGCGGUGUCACAAGACGACGUCUUGACGAAGCGACUGCAGGAUUUGCAGUCGAAACUCGAGGCGAUAGGAAUUAUGGGCAACGAUUGGAAGCUUGGGGUGGGUUUGUCAAUACCAUGCCCAAAGGCCUUAAGAAUGUUGUCCACUGAGGAAUCAUACUUGAGAAUUCCCAACAGGAUAAUAUGAGGAAAAAAGGAGUAUUAAAGAUUAGUGUUUGGAUUUUGGGGUUUAAACCUUCUAUUCCCGAUACCCAAACUACCUAAUGAAGGACCUUCUGAAUACCUUCAAUUACACAAUUAAUCAAUACCUGAAUCUGCCUCAAUGUUUAACCAGUGCUAGAAUAUGAUUUGAAGGGGUCAGGUAUCACAAUCUUGCCACAUUUUUCAUACACAAACCUGAACACCACUUGCUUCUUUCCUUUGAUUUGGAGAGAAAAUUCAUUGCUCCAUAAAGUAGAAAUUCCAACUUUUGUGUAGCUUGGGAUAUUUCUUAGAAAUAUAUUGCUUAGUCCUAUAUCAUAUAUCUAGUUGAAGCCGCUCACGUGAUGUUAAUAUUGUUGGUUGCUACUCGGAAAACCUAUAGGUUCCAUUGUACAAAAAUUUUGUACAAAGGUCUGAACCUUUUCCUAGCUA